Messenger RNA from Glycine soja, 1800 nucleotides. RefSeq names its product UPF0481 protein At3g47200. The record is from RefSeq and is a predicted model, not a curated record. The transcript has a single exon. Lineage: Eukaryota; Viridiplantae; Streptophyta; Magnoliopsida; Fabales; Fabaceae. Bases 680 to 1612 code for a protein of 310 amino acids.
AAUUCUAAUCCCCUUCUGGUAGGACCAAACUAAUUGAAGUCUUAAGGGUAUCAGGUCCAAGCAAAUGGAGCUCCCUAUUUUUCCAGGAAAUUAAAGACCAAUCUUCUCUAUACUCACGAAAAGAAAAUUCUAAUCUCCUUUUGGUAGUAAGACCAAACAAAUUGAAAUUUCAAAUAAUGAACUUUCUCACAUCAUUAACUCUUGCUCUCCCUGUCCUGCCUUUUCCCACAAUAUAUAUACCAACACAACCAAGUUUUCGGAGAAGCAAACAAGUUUGAUGGAGGAAGAAGCAAAUCACCACGCAAUAGACAUCUCAAAUAUAAUAGACAGAGAGAGGCUUGCUUCGAUGGAGCUCAAGAUUUCGGAGAAUCCCAAGUUUCUAUGCAAAGCCGCGGGGAAGAGAUCUUGCUGCAUCUUCCGGGUCCCACAGAGCCUAGUUGAGGUAAACGGAAAAGCUUAUCAACCUCGUAUCGUGUCGAUAGGACCAUAUCACCGUAACCAACCUCGCCUCAACAUGAUCGAGGAGCACAAGUGGCGUUACCUCGGUUCCCUUCUCUCCAGAACAAACACCAUCGGUUUCGUUCUAUAAGAUUUGUUCAAAGCCAUUGCACCCUUAGAAUCCGAAGCCAGAGAGUGCUACUCCGAAACCAUCAACCUCGACUCUCACGACUUCAUCCAAAUGAUGAUCCUCGAUGGCUGCUUCAUCAUUGAGCUCUUUCGCAAAGUCGCCAGAUUAGUACCCUUUGAACGCGAAGACCCUCUUCUCACCAUGGUGUGGAUAUUACCCUUCUUUUACAGAGACUUUCUCAAGCUUGAAAAUCAAAUCCCCUUUUUCAUUCUGAACCAGUUAUACCAAGUUACAAAACUACCCGGAGAAAAGUCAACGCCAACACUGUCAACUCUCGCGUUGCUCUUCUUCAACAACUCGUUGCAAAAGCCAGACGAAUCCUUGCAAAACGACGUGCAGGGAAAGCAUUUACUUGACUUGGUUCGUUCGAGUUUCAUUCCCAAAAACGAUGAAGAAACAGAGCCACGAAAAAGAGUCAUGACGCCAACGCACGUGAUCCUCUGCGUGUCGAAGCUUCGUCGCGCAGGGAUUAAAAUUAAUCCAAGCAAGGAAAGUGAGAGUUUUCUGAACGUGAAGUUCAGGCGCGGCGUGAUUGAAAUGCCAAGCCUUACGGUGGAUGAUUUCAUGAGCUCUUUUUUGCUGAACUGCGUUGCGUUAGAGCAGUGCUACAGCGGUUGCUCGAAGCACUUCACUGCCUAUAUUACCCUCUUGGACUGUCUCGUAAACACGUAUAGGGACGUUGAGUAUUUGUGCGAUCGGAACGUGGUUGAGAACCACCUUGGGACGGAGGGGGAAGUUGCAAGCUUCAUAAACAACGCGGGAAAGGAUGUGGCGGUUGAUUUGGACUUGUGUUACUUGUCACGAUUGUUCAAUGAUGUUCACAAAUAUUAUAUAAAUAGUUGGCAUGUUCAGUGGGCUAGCUUCAAGCACACUUACUUUGAUACGCCCUGGUCCUUCAUCUCGCUUCUCGCCGCCUCCAUUUUGCUGCUUCUUACCGUGGCUCAGACUUACUUUUCGGCUUCUCAGUAUUUUCAUCAGACUUAAUUACAAUUCUUCACGCACUCCUGGAAAACACCAGUUUUUUAUUCAAUGAUGUUUAACAAUUAUCUUAAUUGCUUGCAUAACGGAUUUGAUAUUCUUGGCUUAUUAGUGAAACUUUGACAUCCGGCCACACCAAUGUAAUCCAUAUAGUUGAUGAUUAAUUAAAUAAACUAUUUGACAACUUUUUUUUU